AUGGCUGCCAUGCUAGAGUUCCGCACGCAGGGCUACAACCCCUACGCCGUAAAGUACUCGCCGUACUACGACUCGCGCAUUGCCGUCGCGACGUCGGCCAACUUUGGCAUCGUGGGCAAUGGCCGCGUCUUCACGCUCGGCCUGACAGCCCAGGGCGUGCAGGUUGAAAAGACUUUCGAUACCAAUGAUGCGCUCUACGACCUGGCCUGGUCCGAGAUCAACGAGAACCAGCUGAUUGUUGCCUGCGGAGAUGGAUCGCUGAAGCUGUUUGACCUAGGCGUCAACGACUUCCCCGUCAUGAACUUUCACGAACACAAGAGGGAAGCCUUCUCAUGGUCGCCAACGCGAAACCAAUCUAUAAAGACCCUUCCCAUCGGAAACUGUACUUACAGCGCAUCUUUCUGCCCCUCCAACCCCGCCCUGAUCUCUGCCGUAUCCUCCGACUCGCAUCUCCGCAUCUUCGACCUCCGAACGCCAUCCUCUGCCAAGUACCACCUUACAACAACCAUACCUGUCCAUGCGCCUCCCCUGCAGCCUUCGCCCAUAAGCGCCCCGAGUCAGCCCUCCGAGAUUCUCACCCAUGACUGGAACAAGUACAGGGACACUGUCAUCGCCACGGGCGGCGUGGAUAGGGUCCUGCGAACGUUUGACAUCCGAAACCCCGCCGCCGGUCCGAUCUCUGUCAUGCAAGGCCAUGAGUACGCUGUCCGGAGGCUGGCGUGGAGUCCCCAUGCGAGCGACACUCUCAUCAGUGCCAGCUACGACAUGACAGUCCGCCUCUGGAACGACGGGUCUAACCAACCGCAGAACCCAGCCAUGGGUCCCUCAAUAGGCAACCAGGUGGGCAUCAUGAACCGUCACACCGAGUUUGUCACUGGAGUUGACUGGUGUCUCUUUGGAAUGGGUGGUUGGGUCGCCUCUGUAGGCUGGGAUGAGCGGGUGCUACUGUGGGAUGCCAACAUGCUCAUGGGCCAGCGAAUACCGUGA
This is a messenger RNA of Fusarium vanettenii 77-13-4, 987 nucleotides long. RefSeq lists its product as uncharacterized. The record is from RefSeq and is a predicted model, not a curated record. Lineage: Eukaryota; Fungi; Ascomycota; Sordariomycetes; Hypocreales; Nectriaceae. The transcript has 3 exons. Gene Ontology annotation, cellular component: cytosol; peroxisomal matrix. Bases 1 to 987 code for a protein of 328 amino acids. Gene Ontology annotation, molecular function: protein binding. Gene Ontology annotation, biological process: protein import into peroxisome matrix.